GAGACAUCUCGUUGCCUUACCUUAUGCCCUCCCCUCCUUCCCUCUCCCCUGCGCCCGACUUCCCCGUCCAGCUCCCAUGAGCCAUCGCAGGGGCUCGCCUAUGUGCGUCGCAGCCUUGCCCGCCGCUCCUCCUCCGCGCGCCCCUCUCGCGCUGCUCCUCGCCUACACCGUCGCCUUCGCGCUGCUCGCGCUCUGGGCUCUCUCCGCCCCCUCCUCCGCCAUCUGCUCCCCGCUCCUGUCGCCGCUCUUCCCGCCGCCCCCCCUGCCCGCAGCUGGCGGCCACGCGGGCAAGGCAGAGGGGGCACGCGGGUCGCAAGAGGCGGAAGGGGCGCAAGCAGCAGAGGUUCACGGAGGAUUGGAAGGGGAAUCGCGGGAUGCAGAGAGGUUAGAGGGAGUUGAAAGGGAUGGAGAUGACUCUAGCGAGGCGGCCAGGGGAGCAGGGGAGAUGGCAGCAGAGGCGCAAGCAGCGCCUCCGCGGUUCAUGCUGUACCGGCUGAUUGGCAACAACAUGGCGCCGCUGCAGUGCGCGGGACAGCUGCUGCGCAACACGCUGUACGCGUUACAGCACGAGGCGCGCGCGUUGAGGGAGUGCCGGCGCGUGUGGGUGCUGAACCACAUCGUGAACGGCACGGAGCAGGCGCUGCUGGUGGACGCGCUGCUCGCCCACGGCGUGCUACAACAGGACAUUCUAAUCCGCCGAAUCAACUACUCGCACAUCGCCACCCUUCCUGAAUCCUCCUGGACUGACGCGGUCACAGCGCAGAACGAGGCGCGCAACUUCAUUCUGGAGCACGGCAGGGCGGCGGGCGCGCGGUGGAUCCUGGCGUUCGACGGCAACCAGUUCAUCACCGCAGAGGCGUGGGACCUCAUCCGCCGCGCCGCAGCCAGACACGAGGCGGCUGACCUGAAGCUCUUCAAGGUGCCCAUGUACCGCGUGCACCAGGAGCAGUCGCCUCGCUGGCUGGCGUCUCGCACACGCUUCCAGGGCGUGCAGCGCUUCGCGCCGCAGAUGUGGGAGAGCCAGGUGGCCUUCCGCAACGACUCCCACCACCGCUACACCGAGGGCAUGGCGUACGGCAAGGACAACAAGCUGGAGCUGAUCGACCGCGUGUGCGGCACGGGGCGCUUCGAGCAGGAGGAGAGGCAGCGGCGCAGGCAGCAGGCGGAGCAGCGGCGGAGGAAGAAGCAGGAAGAGCUGAGGAGGCAGAGGGAAUCACAGCAGCAAGGGCCAGCACAGCACGAGCAGGCACAGCAAGGCGCGGCACCGGAAGGGCGGCGCUUGCUGCAGGUGGAGUGCGGUGCAGGGAGUGGCUCUAACUCCCGUGGGCGCGACUGUGCAGAGGGAGGGCGUGCGGAGAUGACUCAUAGUGGUGGGAGAAGAGUCAUGGCAGGCGAACAAGGGGUGGAGCAGGGUGGUGUGGGUGGGAGAAGAGCACAGCAGCAGCAGCAGCAGCAGCAGCAGCAGGGGGAGGCACUGCCAGCGGACACGGGGCAGUGCGGGUGCCACAGGGAGGUGGGGCGCGACCACCGCAUCAAGGAUGCGGAUCCCGCCAUUGCGGGCAGGUGCGGGUACACGAUGCGGCUGUGGUACUUCCCGUGCCCCGGGGUGGAUGGCGCACGCAUCUUCGUCGACAAGCGGUACCGCGCCGCGCUAAGGGACAAGGGGUAUCAGCUCCUGUCGCAGCAGAUCCGGGAUGCAGUGAGGCACGCUGUGCGCACUGGGGAGGUGUCUCAAGGCUAGAUGUGAAUCACACCAUACACUAGGAAGCAGGAGGUGUGUCAACUCAAGGCACUGCCUUCAUUAUCUCGAGUUAUAUAAUGUCAUCCUUCAAAAUCAGCGUAAA
Closterium sp. NIES-67 is the source of this 1844-nucleotide messenger RNA. NCBI's taxonomy places the organism in Eukaryota, Viridiplantae, Streptophyta, Zygnematophyceae, Desmidiales, Closteriaceae. The record is from the annotation of a GenBank genome assembly.